This is a messenger RNA of Drosophila sulfurigaster albostrigata, 2078 nucleotides long. Its product is annotated as glyoxylate reductase/hydroxypyruvate reductase. Gene Ontology annotation, molecular function: glyoxylate reductase (NADPH) activity; hydroxypyruvate reductase [NAD(P)H] activity; NAD binding. Gene Ontology annotation, cellular component: cytosol. NCBI's taxonomy places the organism in Eukaryota, Metazoa, Arthropoda, Insecta, Diptera, Drosophilidae. The record is from RefSeq and is a predicted model, not a curated record. Bases 84 to 1133 code for a protein of 349 amino acids. The transcript is spliced from 4 exons.
CUUAAGAGAAUAACGCGGCCAAAGAGAGCGACCGUGAGAGGGAAAGCCACAAAAAAAGCUCAAGCAUUGUGCUUUCAUAGAAAAUGCUCAACAUUGUGUUAGUCAAGUGGCGUCUCUCGCACACACAACAGUUACACUUGCAGUGGAAAUUCACGAUGAGCGUUUCAAGGGCAUUCAAAGUGCUCGUCUCGCAUCCCACGGUCCCGACACCGGCGUUGGAAUUGCUGCGUUCUCGCGGUGCCGAGACGAUUAUUUGCCAAAGUGUGCCACCAUCGAGGGAGGAGAUCCUGGAGAAGGUUCCCGGCGUGGACGCCAUUUACUGGGCACAUUAUCAGCCACUGAAUGCGGGCAUUUUGGAUGCAGCUGGCAGCCAAUUGCGAGCAGUCAGCACCAUGUCGUCGGGCAUUGAUUUCGUGGAUGUUCCCGAGUUUCAGCGGAGAAAGAUUCCCUUGGGACACACGCCGGGUGUGGUGAAGAAUUCGGUGGCAGAUCUGGCAAUUGGUUUAAUGCUUGCGGCAGGUCGCAAUUUUCAUGCCGGUCGUCGCGACAUUGAGAAUUCACAGUGGUUAACGGAGCGCAUUGAUUGGCGAAUGGGGCACGAGAUACGUGACUCGACUGUGGGCUUCUUCGGCUUUGGCGGCAUUAGUCAGGCGAUUGCCAAACGUCUCCAGAGCUGGGAUGUGGCCAAGAUCAUCUACACGACCCGCACACGCAAGGAGAACGACGUGGACUUCAAGGCGGAGCAUGUGCCCUUUGAGCGUUUGUUGCAGGAGAGCGACUUUUUGAUCGUGGCAGCGCCUCUCACCGAUCAGACACGGGGCAAGUUCAAUGCUGAGGCCUUUAAGCUGAUGAAACCAAGUGCAAUCUUCGUGAAUGUGGCCAGAGGCGGUCUUGUGCAGCAAAAGGAUUUGCAUGAAGCCUUGACUACAGGUCAAAUAUUUGCCGCUGGUUUGGACGUCACCACGCCGGAACCUUUGCCAGCUGACGAUCCGCUGCUGAAGCUGCCCAAUUGUGUUAUUUUGCCGCACUUGGGCACGCAGACGUGGAAAACAACCAUUGAGAUGAGCCUCUUGGCAGCCAAUAAUAUUAUCAACGCCAUGGAGGGAAAGCCCAUGAUUAGACCAGCUUAUUGAAUUGAAGUAUAAGCUUGAUUUACUUUUGUAUUUCUGCUGAUGAAAGCACAAUUCCCCUAGACAAUAACGGUCGUUGUUUUUAUGGCAAAUGAUGACAGAUUUUAGUUCAAAUUGGAUAAUUAUAAAUACACAGAAUUGGAUUGCCAUCUGAAUUGAAAUCUCGAAAUUUCUACAAUAUCGUUUUAUUAUUUCUAAAUUACUCUUCACAGCUAUAUACAAUAUAUAUACUAUUGCUAGUAGAAGAUUUUAAAUUAAUGUUUUAUAUUGUUUUGCUUUUGAAUUCCUUGGUAUAAAAAACCUUACUAUAAGUACUUGUUUUAGUACCUUGAGCUUUGACAGCUCGAUUUUAAUCACUUAAAUUCUCAUCCUUAGCUGCAUAAGUCAUAUAAAGAGCAUCCCAUUCGUCACGCUGCAGAGCUUUAAGGUAGCGUUGUCGCUCCUGCAGAACACGCUGCAACAGCUCCACAUCCGGCUGAUCCGCUUGAUGCUUCUGCGCAAUCUCCAGCGCCCGCUUCCAGUUGUGCAUGCGCAGAGCCAAGGCGACAGCCUGAUCGUACUUGCGAUUGUGCAACAAGAUGGUCUCUGCCUCCAUCAUGCGACCCAACAUCAGUGAGUUCUCAGCCAUCUGCUCGGCACUCGAUGGCGACAGCGUCUUCAGGUGCUGCAAGUAGCUUACUUUGUCGAUUUGCAACGCUGCCGAAUAAGCCUCUUCGCUCAGCUGCAGCUGAUGCUUGCGAGUUGCCACCGCAGCCAAGGUGGCCCAGAGACUCGUGUGCUGAGCCAGGCGACAAAUGCGCAACGCUUGCUGCCAUUGUCCCUCUUGGAGGGAGCGAUGCAGCACCUCGCAGUAGAUGUUCACAUUGAUGGGAAGAAGGGCGCCAGCACAGCGAAACGUAAUCACAGCGUCCUCAAAGCUCUCGAUGGCCACAUGCUUGCCAAAUUCAC